Molecule: messenger RNA, 510 nt
Organism: Struthio camelus australis
Lineage: Eukaryota; Metazoa; Chordata; Aves; Struthioniformes; Struthionidae
Source: RefSeq, a predicted model, not a curated record
UGCUCGCGGGACGAGGAACCCGACCGGCAGUGUCCCAUCUGCCUGGGCGAGAUCCAGAACAUGAAGACGCUGGAGAAGUGCCGACACUCGUUCUGCGAGGAUUGCAUCACGCGGGCGCUCCAGGUGAAGACCGCUUGCCCCAUGUGCGGGCGCUUCUACGGGCAGCUGGUGGGCAACCAGCCCCAGAACGGGCGCAUGCUGGUCACCAAGGACUCCAGCCUCCUGCUCCCCGGCUACGAGAAGUUCGGCACCAUCAUCAUCCAGUACGUCUUCCCACCCGGCGUCCAAGGGGUGGAGCACCCCAACCCGGGCGUGCGGUACCCGGGCACCACGCGAGUGGCCUACCUGCCCGACUGCCCCGAGGGCAACAAGGUGCCGGGGCUGUUCCGCAAAGACUUCGACCAGCGCCUCACCUUCACCGUGGGCACCUCCAUGACCAGCCCCUUGAGGAGACCCAAGUGUCCGGCUGCCUCCCACCUUCAACCCGUGGUCACCUACUCAGGGGUCUAG